Bombus pascuorum is the source of this 2500-nucleotide messenger RNA. It is a transcript of the gene NT1, whose product is annotated as neurotrophin 1. The coding region runs from base 552 to 2258 and encodes 568 amino acids. Gene Ontology annotation, biological process: regulation of Toll signaling pathway; innate immune response; central nervous system formation. Gene Ontology annotation, molecular function: Toll binding; growth factor activity. The transcript is spliced from 10 exons. The record is from RefSeq and is a predicted model, not a curated record. NCBI's taxonomy places the organism in Eukaryota, Metazoa, Arthropoda, Insecta, Hymenoptera, Apidae. Gene Ontology annotation, cellular component: extracellular region.
CGUUCCUACAUUAUCCCCACGUGAGACCCGCCAGGCAUCGGGCCACGAUUCUUCUUCUCCUUUGGCAUCUCUCCUUCCACCUGAUGAAGACGAGGACCGUGCCCGUUCCGCGGCGGCUGUAACCAGAGGUCGGUGCGCUUCCACGAGCGCACAAUUUUUCGUCCCCUGGUGGAACACGCAGCCUCCAGACAUCGUUGUUCCGUGGACGUCGAUGAGAAGUGCGAUUGAACUUCGAGCAACGUCGAUUAAUUGCUUCAGAGACUUUGUUAGGCUUGAGGAAUUGUCGUCGAACCAGAGCACGUUGUUUUUGCUGAAGAACUGCCGGGUGAAUGAUUGAGAAUCGAUAGGGGAGACUGAUAUCGAUGUUCAGUGAUUUGUUCCAUUUUUUAAUUGAUUACUAUUAGAUACUAGACGUUUUGGUAUUUGAAAGAUAGUUUAUUUAAGCGUAUCUAGUAUUGAAAAACAGGAUUAAAAAAUUGGUGGUGAUAGUGAGUGUGGUACUGUGCGUUGGGAAGAAGUGAGAAGACCUUGAUGAAAGAUCAUAUGAAGGAAUGAUGAUGACGCGUGGACUAUUUUUUAUCACGGUGGCAGUCGUGCUACUGUCCUCGAUCGACGUCAGCGUUGAGAAGGAUUUGAAAGACGACGUGGAUCUCAACGAUCGUAAAGAAAACAACGAGACGACGGUCACGUCCAUCAAGAUCAACGACGUAGCAUUCAAGAACAGGACGGAUAAACUACGAGAGAGUCAAUUGGAAAAAGUUCGUGCGCUAUUGAGUAAUGGAAGUCGACAAAAUGCCAGCAGGGAACUCAUGCUACCGAAAAGCACGGACAUCGCGAAGGUCAUAUCCGAUGAUCCCACUGGUGAUGAGGAAGGGUUAGAAGAAUUGCCUGAGCCACAAGAAUUGAGAAUUAUAAGGCCCAACCUGCGGAAACGACCUGGUUAUCGACCUCCUCCAAGAAGACCAACUUCUCUAAAUCGAAGAAAUGUCUAUGCAGAUCUAUCGAGAACACCGCUAAUAAGACCACCCAGACGACCCACAGAAGUAAAACGGGAUCCAACAGAAAAAGAAUGUACUUUCUUCACGAAGACAGUUUGUCUCGAAGUAGCUGAUUACCCACACGAGACGAUUACGAGGAGUUUGAGAAGCAACAAGGAGAUGGUCGCUGCAUUGUUGACUGAUUACAAGUCGCAAGAUUUUGACGAAUCUGCCGAAAGUCUUCCGAUUGCAUUGCCCCUGGAAAAUAAAUAUGAGAAUCGAUACGAGAGUAAUGAAAUUAGGAGAAGAUCCGAUGCAAGUUCAUCAUUAGAAAAUGUCGAAGAAGGUUUCACGUGUCCAUCCGUCAUCAAAUAUGCACGACCACAACUAGCUCGAGCCGCUUCCGGUAUUUGGAAAUACAUAAUAAACACCGGCGAACACACGCAAACUCUACGAUUGGAGAAAUGCUCAAACCCGCAGUCGAGCUGCUCUUUCAUAUCAGAGAACUAUCGAUCUUCUUGCAUGCAAGUGUACAAUUACCAUAGACUUUUAACCUGGGAUAAUAAAUUGGGUCUUCACAUGGAUAUUUUCAAAGUUCCAUCUUGCUGUAGUUGCCACGUACACGGUUACGCUGAUAUUUUUCCACCUCAUCAAAAGGACCCAUCACUCAGAAUUAAAGAAUCGUUUCCUGGAUCUGAUUUCGCCACCAGCGAUCAAAAAGAUGACUUUGAAGAGUCUCCGAAAUUAAAUUAUUUAAACAAGUUCCCUUUCGAUUCAUCUGUUGGUUCAAGCAAUAAAAAGCCUACAGUAGAAACUACCCCUAGUAGACCACCGUUUAUUCUACCUGUAAGAACAAGACCCAAGAAACCUUCGUCUACAAGUUCAAGGCCAUUCGAUAAAUUGCCUCAGCAACACGCACCGAAUACUAGAGCACCAGGAUAUACUGGACCAUUACUGAAAGGUUCUAGACCAAGUAGACCCAAUAGACCACCAUAUAGAAGAGAAUCUACGUCUCAUGUUGAGGAACAAACCGAAACUGUGAACAGUACGAUUUUAAAUAGAUACAGUCAACCAUACGAUUUGCAAAUGGACGCAACGUCAAGACUACAAAAUGGUGGUUUCGACGACGAAUAUCAAGAACCGCAGAGGCGAAUCAAUUAUAAUUACCACCCGAUUAUCGACUUUUUCAGACCAGAGGCAAUGAUGUUACAAUCGUCUGAAGAUUCAUCGACAUCGAACCAAAACGAUUCCAAUUCGUGGAAACCUUUGAUUGCAUCUUGAGCGUAAUUUUGCUUCCUUUCGGAGUACCUGAUCGUUUCUUUCUUUUGUAAGAAAUUAUAAUCGUCGGAUGUUCAUCGUGUUUUAACGUUAAUCAACCUUGCAAAAACGAAAGUAUUUAUAUAUAAUAAAUAUAUACGUCGAAAGUAGAUACUACAAUUCGACUUAUUGUUAGUUUCAUAGUUUAUUUUCUGUACUCGCUCGUAUUCGUUGGUGUCCUCCAAUUUCGAUUGAUAAAUCGUUUU